AAGGCCGUCAGUAGAAGGGCAGCAGUCGAGCUGUUCACAACGUUUUUUGUUUCCUCUCUGUUUUUAUUAUUCGUUUCACUAAGUUAUUGAAACUCGGAUUUUUGAGGCCAAUAGCAGACGAUUAUUAUUCAAAUACUCGCCCUGUCAGUUUGUGUUGAGUUGUGCCAGUGUUUCGAGUGUUUUUUUUUUGGUGAGUGAAACCUGCCAAUUUGAGGAGAAAAAAAAAAGGGAAUUGCGGCUGCCAUGCAUUGAGAAAAGAAAAGAUAAAGAUUUGAAAAGCAGAGCUUAUCCCAGUGAUCCCCGACUAUCAAUUAAAAGUGAUUGAAUGACUGAUUCCAGAACACGAAGUGAGAAAGACUAACUUGGUCAAGUGUGAACCUAUUGGCCCUCUCCAUACGCUUUCAAUUCCAGAAAAUAAUCAAUCACAUAAUACAAAAAAUAUUACAAAAAAAAAGAAACAUUUAUUUUCCAAAGCUUAAAAAAAAAAUCCAAGGUCUUUUCAUCCUCUUUUUUUUUUAAUUCAAUUUUUUUUUGAUCGAUUUCAAUCGCCUCGUGUCUCGCUUGUUUUUCGUCUGCUGGGCGCCAAAUUGCAAUUGGUGUUUCCUCAUCAGUUGACCGUCACGGGCUACAAAAUCUUUUUGCCCAAAUAGAUUCCAAUCACAAAGAACGCAGUUACGGAAAAUCAGAACAACCAGAGCAGCUCGAUCUGAUUUUGAUAUUACGAGAUUGUUCAGAAACAGAUUGCGAAGCAGAGGGAAACAACCCUACUUCAAGACUGACGGUAGGCGUCGCAUCGAGCCAUGGAGUGCGUCGCGCGGAGACGCUGCAAUCGACGAGAUUUGCGAGCGGGCGGCUGUGCCGUCACAGCCCCGGCCGUUCUUCUACUAAUGACUGUCAUCAUGGUCCCCUUAGGAUCAGCACUCGACGCUAGUCAAUGUGUCGGCGCCCUGGGCAUGGAAUCGGGAUCCAUUCGUGACGAGGACAUAGCCGCCAGCUCUUCGUUCGACGGUGCCAGCGUCGGCCCGCAAAACGCCAGGGUGCGCGUGGAGAGAAAUGGAGGAGCGUGGUGUCCUCGCCAACAGGCCACUCAUCAGCCUCGUGACUGGCUCGAGAUCGAUUUGAAAACGGACCACGUCAUCACGGCCGUCGAGACCCAAGGACGAUUCGGCAACGGCCAAGGGCAGGAAUUUGCUGAACAUUUUCUGCUUGAAUACUGGAGGGAAUCGCUGGCCAAAUGGGUCCGUUACAAGGACACCAAAAGCGAAGAGGUAAUCGCAGGAAAUACAAACACGUACGUGGCGGAGAAGCGUGAAUUGGAUCCGGUGUUGAUCGCCCGCAAGUUGCGAUUUUUCCCGUACAGUCAUCACAGGCGAACGGUUUGCAUGCGAGUCGAGAUUUAUGGCUGCCCUUGGUCUGAGGGUAUUGCCAGCUAUCUGAUGCCGCAGGGAGAUCAGCGAGGAGCCGGUUGGCAAUUCUACGAUGCCUCUUACGACGGCAUCUGGGACGGCUCUUUACUGCGCCAAGGACUCGGCCAGUUGACAGACGGCAAACUCGGUCCCGACAAUUUCAAAGCCAGUUAUUACGACCAAGAUCGAGGUUGGGUCGGAUGGCGUAACGACUCGCGCAACGGACAGCCCGUCGAGAUCGUUUUCGAGUUCGAUACGGUGCGCGAUUUCACGUCGCUGAGUAUCUUCGCCAAUAACCAGUUCACCAAAGAUGUUCAGAUCUUCUCUGAGAUGCAAGUGCAUUUCAGCGUCGGAGGACAAGUGUACCCGGGUGAGCCAAUCAUCUACCGACCUCCCGAGGAUCGCAUAUUUGAGAAUUCACGCAACAUCAGUAUUAAGCUGCACCACCGAGUCGGACGCUACGUCAAACUGCGUUUGUCUUUCCCGGCUCCUCCGGCUCGCUGGAUUCUCAUCAGCGAGGUCUCUUUCCGCUCCGAAGUGGCCGCCAGAAAUUACACGACCGAAGUGGAUGGCAGUCCCGUCACUCCACCGGCCGCCCCUCCCAAUCCGCCCGUCUCCAAUUUGCCACUCCCGCCAACCGGUCACGAAGUCGGGAUCAACGCCGGCUCGUCGGAUCAAACCAACGAGACGAGCCCACCAACCAGAGAGAACCAAACGUACAUGGCAAUCAUCGUCGGUGUCUUGGUGGCCGUCAGUUUCCUGUUGGCGGCGGCCAUCUUCUUCAUGAUAAUGCGACGUCGUCAACGCAAGAGCCUCUCCGGCAGUCCGCUGCCGGACAAGGCAAAUUGGGCCUCUCAGGUCGGAAGUCAGCCCAGUCCCCGUCUGUUGGACGGGUCUGUCGGUGAGCAUCACGAGGAUCAAUUGUUGCAACACCAUCGCGGUAAAAUCUACAACAAGAACAACUCGCUGCCGUAUGGCAACAUUGGCGCCGACUUGUCGCGCUCGGACGCGGCCUCCCAGUACUUGUUGCCUCAUUCGCCGGCCAGUGCCCACUUGACGAGAACCGAGUACCAGGAAGCCUUAUCACGCCCUUCGCUUCUCGCCUUAUUACAGUUACAGUACUCUAUUGCUGGCCGGAACUGAAGGUGCACUGAAAAAGGCCAACACAUCCGCAGAUACGUACGACUACGCCGUGCCGGAUGUUAGCGGGAUUAGCAGCUGCAGCACUGCCCAUCAACCCCUACUAAUCCAGCCAUCUCUA
Molecule: messenger RNA, 2667 nt
Organism: Daphnia magna
Lineage: Eukaryota; Metazoa; Arthropoda; Branchiopoda; Diplostraca; Daphniidae
Product: discoidin domain-containing receptor tyrosine kinase B
Exons: 12
Coding region: 801-2549 (582 amino acids)
Source: RefSeq, a predicted model, not a curated record